Penicillium manginii is the source of this 1830-nucleotide messenger RNA. RefSeq lists its product as uncharacterized. Gene Ontology annotation, molecular function: double-stranded DNA binding; RNA binding. NCBI's taxonomy places the organism in Eukaryota, Fungi, Ascomycota, Eurotiomycetes, Eurotiales, Aspergillaceae. The transcript is spliced from 4 exons. Gene Ontology annotation, biological process: post-transcriptional tethering of RNA polymerase II gene DNA at nuclear periphery; poly(A)+ mRNA export from nucleus; transcription elongation by RNA polymerase II. Gene Ontology annotation, cellular component: transcription export complex 2. The coding region runs from base 1 to 1830 and encodes 609 amino acids. The record is from RefSeq and is a predicted model, not a curated record.
AUGGCCACUACUCCAAUCCUCGACCAAUUCCUCGGCAGCGUGGCUGAUCUGAUUCAGAAUCGUGAUGGUGCCAAACUGCAAGACUUCCUCCAGAUUGAGCCGCCCCUUUCAGAUAUCUAUCAGCAGAUGAUUACAGAGUUACGCCAGCGAUAUCCACCCGGCCCCCAGAGCGACACCGUGCUUCAGCAGCGCUGCGAAGUCUUGGUCCCCAAGACCAAGGGUGGUUCUUCAUGGUCGGCCUUCCCUACAUUUAUGCGACUUUACUUCACCUUCAUGCGUGAUGUGAACGUCGAAAAUCUACUUGAGACCUACAACCUACUGAAGACCCUCCUAAAUCAAUGUGUUCUCGCCCUCGGAGAUAGUCAAAUGGGAGUUGUUGUUCUCCCCACCGUCUUGUACCUAUCCAAGGUAUUGGCAAAGUUAGCCAUGGGAUUGGAUCGACGCCCCGAAUUGAUCGCCCACAUUCUUCGCAUGGAAGGUGGAAACGAUCAGGAGAGUAUUGAGAAAGUUACUCUGGUGGAAAAAUCGGCCAAUGUGGUGCGCGAAGCUUUCAUCAAAUGUUUGACCGACCGCAGCGGCACGCCAGGCCCACAGGCAAAGCCUGAGGGCAAGAGGAAGGGGAUAUAUCUGAUGGCAAACUUGUGCCUGAAGCUACUUUUCCAGUGCGGAAAACUGCGUAAUGCCGAGCAGAUGUUUUCUAGUAUCAGUGCCCAGUCUCCUCCACUGGCUCACUUUCCCGCUUCACAGCGCGUCACAUAUCUCUACUACCUCGGCCGUUAUCUUUUCUCCAACAAUUUAUUCUACCCCGCGCAAAUCGCCUUACAAUCCGCCUACGACCAAUGCCAUAGGGAAGCACUCAGCCAGCGAAACUUGAUUCUUACAUAUCUGGUCCCGUGCAACAUCAUCAUGGGACGGUUUCCAUCGCGACAACUUCUACAACGACCGGAAGCUCGGGGCCUGGCGGAAAACUUUGACCCAUUGUGCCGCUUGAUUAUUCGUGGAGACUAUUUAGCGUUCCGCGAGCAUUUUGCAGUCAACUCUCCGACCGCUCAGUGGUUCGCACGCAAAGGCCUCCUGCUCACACUGCGCAACAGAUGCGAAAUUCUCGUAUGGCGCUCCUUUUGCCGCAAGGCGCAGCGUGGCCCUCCACCGUUCCUAUAUCUUCAAAAAUUGCUUGACGCCACCCGCUGGCUGCAACAACAACAUAAUGCACACACCGUGAAUGCGAACAGCAACGGCAGUACCGGAGCAGAGUCUCACGAGUAUGGUUCCCAGACGAUUUCCCAUCCGACAGACCCUGAGUACUCCGGCCUUGCUGAUCCAGAUACUGUGACGGCCCCGGACACCGACCGUGAAAUCCUUGAAAAAUACGGCGAUUAUCUAGCAUCAGAUGGAUACUUUGAUGAGGGAGGCAAUUGGCAGGAUAACACGCCUGGGAAUUUGAUUGACGGAGACCCCGAGACAGACUACGAAGGAUGUGAAUUCGACCCGUAUGCCGAUUCAGGCUAUGGGGAUGAAGAAGAUCAAUCGUCAUUGCUCAUGCAGGAAAUUGAGUCUAUCCUUGCGUCAUUAUUGACCCAAGGCCUCAUACGUGGCUACCUUACCCACCGCAAUCCCCGAUUUGCUAUUCCCGGUGCUCGUAUUCGCGGUGCCCUCCCGACCGGAUUUCCCAACGUCUGGCAUACCAUAGCUACGCGCGAGAAGGAAGAUUCCCACGUUCCUGGAUGGGUUCGGAUCCGGGAGCCGACUGGAUUGGGUGCUGCUGCUGCACUGGGAGGAGGCGGUCGAGUGGUCAACUUGGCCGGGGCGCGGCCAGUGGGAGCUCAAUAA